This is a messenger RNA of Sclerotinia trifoliorum, 1618 nucleotides long. NCBI's taxonomy places the organism in Eukaryota, Fungi, Ascomycota, Leotiomycetes, Helotiales, Sclerotiniaceae. The record is from the annotation of a GenBank genome assembly.
GCCCAACGCCAACGAGUCCGAGCACGUCGCAUAUACUUUGAAAUAAGAGCGAGCUUCUAAGGGGCGAACUGUUAAAUCGAAGCCAAAUCUCGAGUCAAACUCCGAGCGAAAGCCGAAAUGUCUUCUUCCAAUCGAUCUUCAUCUGGGAAGGGGAAGAGCUCUUCUUCCGGAAAGUCAAAGCCUAAGGAAGACGAUUGGUCUGGCAUCACAGAUCCGGAAGAGCGACGGAGAGUGCAAAACAGAUUAGCACAGAGAAAGUUUCGUAAGCAGUCACCAUAUCACUCAGACUUCAUCAAUCGGCUAACAUUUGGCAGGGGAUAAGGUCAAGGCGGACCAAGAACGUCAGGAUCGAGACAGCGAGAAUCGUGCUCAUGCCGGCCAUUCUUAUCACACAGCUGAUGCAAAUGACGUCUACUACGACAAUCCUGACGCAAGUGGUUCACCAUGGGGUUCUCUCUCUAUGAAGCACGUCGUUUCAAAGGGUAGAGCUCGUGAGGAUGCAUCCAGAUAUGAACCUCGGACAGGCGAUGGGGCAAGCUACUAUCAAAACGCCGAUGUGGCUUACGGAGGGGAGGCCUAUUAUGGAGGAGAGGCUACUUCCUAUGAGGGCGACCACACCUACUAUGACUAUGGAAGCGCAGCUGGCAGUGGUAGUGGAACUUCUGGUUAUUGAUCAAACCAGUGACUCGAUCUGGUCAUUGGGCAAAAGUCACGACGAAAUGCUGACACGGAAUGGCCUAAUUAUAUUUUCACGACCUCGACAUGAUUCUGGGAGGAUCCAACGAUACCAAGCCCCUGUUUCAUUAUACUUGCGCAAUUCCUUACUAUUUUUCCUUUCUUUCCAGUUUCAGUCUUUUCCUUUCCAGCAAGAAUUAGUGCUGCCUGUUUUAUGCAACAUCAAAUCUCUUAUACUGUAUGCUGCUUACUUUCGCGCGGCUUCAUUAUACAUAGAUAGAUAGAUAGAUUCAGAGGUUUAGCUCAGCAUGUACUUUUAGACUCUAAAAAAAUCUCCUUCAUGCAAAAACGUCAUCGUAAGCCUUCGAGUAAACAUGACCUUGUGGGAUUAAGGCGUUUGGUAACACUGCAUUCGCUAACCCCUGGAGAAGCCACCGCAUGGCCUGUCUCAUGGAUGUAAAUUCCAUUUGCAAGCUGGAACGAAACGACAGGUACGUACCCUGCGGAAUAUUCGGAUCCUGCGCAAUGGGAAGGAAGUCCGUAACGGUCCCGACAGAUUACAAAAAAGGUGUGGGUAAAAUCUGUCAAGCCAUUUCCAUCAGGAUUGGUGGGGGGAUUAAGCGUCAGAGGCUGUGUGCACAGUACUACCGUAUAUGACAUAUUUCGUUGCUCUCUCAUUCAGCCCAAGAUCUGUUUCCUAGAUAGGCGUUCCAGAUAAGAAGGAAACGAGAUGAAAAGUUUACGGCAGUUCUCGUAUAGAUCGUGUGGGGAAUUGAGAUGCGUUGAAUCCCUUUCUUAUGGAGCGGAUCAUCCGCGUGUGGCGGGUCUCACAGGAUAGGAUAGACGGAGUAUGUGGCGGAAGGAAGAUCCAGAGUGGCGGAAUAGGAAAGUUUAACUCUUGGGGGUUUUGGGUUUUCUUUUUUCCCUGUGGAUGGCUGAUGAG